Molecule: messenger RNA, 1260 nt
Organism: Darwinula stevensoni
Lineage: Eukaryota; Metazoa; Arthropoda; Ostracoda; Podocopida; Darwinulidae
Source: the annotation of a GenBank genome assembly
AUGCAUGAAAACCCAGUCCAAAAAGCGUUUGAUGAAAUUGAGAGCAGGAAUGGAUGGCCUGUGCAUUACCAGAAAUUGGAGGUAAUCAGCCAGAACCUGUCAUGCAAUGCAGCAAGAAGCCCUUCUAAUAGGAGCUUGAAUCGAUACCGCAAUGUGAGUCCAUAUGACCACAGUCGUGUUUUUAUCUGCACUGGUCCCACAGAUUAUAUUAAUGCUAACUAUGUCAAAGUCCCUGAGGCCAACAGGACAUACAUCCUCACUCAAGGCCCAUUACCGCAAACAGUGGGACAUUUCUGGCUCAUGGUCUGGGAGCAGCAGUCUAGGGCCAUUGUGAUGCUAAAUCGUGUCGUAGAAAAAAAUCAGAUCAAGUGUCAUAAGUAUUGGCCAAGUGUGGGGGAAGCAAGCCUCUUGUUUGAUGAUGUUGGGAUCACAGUGACACAUGUAAAAGAAGAGGACUACAAGUUUUACACUUUGCGUACAUUCAGUUUGGGUCGGCAAGGGGAAGAGGGGUCACAGGAAGUGCUUCAGUUUCACUAUACAACAUGGCCUGACUUUGGUGUACCUGAGUCACCAACAACAUUCCUACAAUUCUUGGAACAUGUGAGGCAGAGUGGGAGCCUCUGCUCUGAUGUUGGCCCGGCUGUGAUUCAUUGCAGUGCGGGGAUUGGACGCUCAGGGACUCUUUGCCUAGUGGAUUCAUGCCUCGAGUUGGUGCACCUCAAUGGAAUUGACUCUGUCGAUGUGGAUCAGUUGCUUCGGAAGAUGAGGACUUUCCGUAUGGGCCUUAUUCAGACCCCAGACCAGUUACGCUUUUCCUACCUUGCCAUCAUACAAGGCUGUGAGGCAUUACAUAAAGGGCUGAGCAUUAGUUCUGGAAGUCCAGCAGUGAAGAUGCGACCAAGGGCCAGAGAAUUGGGAAGAGAUAUGGAGGAUGAGGAAAAUCCACCUCCCCCACCACCUCGAGUGGAUUCCCUUGAACAGCCUAUCUCAGAUGGAAAUAUUUUAUUGAAUGGGAAUUCAUUACCUACCAGAGACACGAGUGGAAGUGAUGACUUGAUGAACAUCCGCAAGCGAGAAAGGGAGAAGCGACGGGAGAAGACAUCACAGUUGGUCACUGACAUCCGUAAGAAGCAGAAGUUGACUGAAGAGAAAGCAGCAAUGAAAAGGCUCCUAUUCCACCCAUAUCUCUUGACUGUUGGUGGUGUAAUUCUUGGACUUGCCAGCAUAUAUGCUCUGCAGAGUUGGUCUGCAAGAGUGUGA